Molecule: messenger RNA, 1595 nt
Organism: Mollisia scopiformis
Lineage: Eukaryota; Fungi; Ascomycota; Leotiomycetes; Helotiales; Mollisiaceae
Exons: 1
Coding region: 409-1446 (345 amino acids)
Source: RefSeq, a predicted model, not a curated record
UUCCAUACUACGCAGUCUAUCCCUCGAAACUUCCAAUUUGUCCGAGGUCACGACAGACAGAAGGGCGAUGCCCGUCACACAACAUCGAGGCCCAAUCCACGAGGGCGUGAGCUGCGAUAGGUAGAACAAGGACACCCACCCUCGAAUCAUGUACACGUCCUAUCACAUCUGAAUAGGAAGGUAGAUGGCGGCCCACUUACGUUUCUGAAACUCUUCGCCUCUAGAAUUUGUGGCGUCUGAUUGUGGAGGCUCAUCCGUAGAUUGUUGUCUAUUUACCUAUGCAAUCGCCACCGAACUGAGCACAACAACAACAUGCACCGUCAACUAUCGAACGCUGCGUUAGAUUGAUACUCUCUACAAGUUAUCAGCUCGUUUCAAAACUUCUCGGAAGCGCGCCUAAGAUCCAGUAUGGCGAAUACAACAUUUAGAGAGCAUCUUGACGUCUACCGGCGUCCCGGUGUCGACCGGUCCUUCACCACGUCUCCUCACGUUAGCUUCGCCUCGAUCCCGGACUAUGCUCACACAUCUCAAGACGAUUCGGAACCAUGGGUUCAUGCCCAGCAGUAUGCGGAGGGUUACGGAAAUGUUGAGAACUGCGGGUCUUGUGGGGAGUUUGGAAAUUUAUGCCUCUGCGAAGAUAACAGCACAACCCCAAUCGGGGAUGUGGCUAUGGAUGGCUCUUGGAACCACGGGUAUCCUCCCACGACGGAUCGUAUGGAAUGGAGCUUUGUACCUGGUCUUCGAAGCUUGAGAGGAAGAAGUGAUCGUGUUAUGAAUGGCAUGGGAGAGCAGGAGGAAGAAGAAGUUGGCGGUAUCGAGGGCUCCGAUGACCAGAGAUCGAAGAGACCACCAGAGCCUGACCUGGAGACGGGCCCAUACUCAUCGACUAAUGCUGGAGCCAGCUCGAUCUGCUCAGACUCGCAGGAACAGUCAGAGGGGAAUGUUAGCAAGCAGGCGUAUUCUCCAAAUCAGGACGGUCACGACCACGCGAGCGAAGGGGAGCUGUUACAGCAUGGUGAAGAUUUGGAUGUUGAGUUUCAUCCAUCUCCGUGCCUCCUUGGGGGCUGUCGAGGAACCUAUGUGUUCAAGACACUGUCCAGCUAUCGCACCCAUCUGAAGAACGUUCAUGACAAGAUCAUUUAUUGUCGAGUCUCAGAAUGCAGUCGUAGCCACACGAAGCCAUUUACCAGCGAGACCGAUCGACGUCGUCACCACCAAGCCAAACAUAACUCGAAUCCAGACAAGCCUUUCAAAUGCGUAAGAAGCGUCUGCCCUGCCAGAGUGAGAGCGUUCAAGCGCAAAGACAAGCUUUCCGAGCACAAUAAGAAGUAUCAUGCUCAAAGCUUGUGCCAUAUUUGCUCGUGCUACUUCGACAGUUUCGAAGAGAUGUUAGCGCAUACAAACUUUGGCCAUGGUUCUUUUGGAUCCGAGAGACAGGAUGUCUGAACGAGUAGUACUGGAGAUUUUCUAUGGUGCUCUUCAUGGCUUACCUGAAAGGAGCCACGGUUCAAUGUUCUUACGAUUUCAUGAUUAGUUUUUCAUCGUCUGCGAAGAUAUGAACGAAUGAGAAGGUUGACGUUUUAUAUAAAUUGAUG